Molecule: messenger RNA, 1545 nt
Organism: Brugia pahangi
Lineage: Eukaryota; Metazoa; Nematoda; Chromadorea; Rhabditida; Onchocercidae
Source: the annotation of a GenBank genome assembly
AUGGCAGUUAGUAGAAUUGGUGGAGAUGAAUGGGAUCAGAUUCCGGAUGACGAAUUGGAAGAAACGAUUGGUGAAAGGCUUUGGGGUCUUCGUGAAAUGUUUCCAGAUGUAUUCAGAUGUAAAUUAGAAUCAUCAGUGGAUUGGUCAGUAUGGGCUGCGAAGCAUACGUUUUCGUUUGUAAGAUCUGCGCUUUGGAUUGUAUCAUCAUCGAUGAUGAUUUUAGUCUUGCCAUAUGUAAUUGAAAAAGAAAGGUCUGAGUACGAGAAAAGUCAGGUAGCUCAGCAGAGGCAAAUGUUGCUUGGCCCAAGUGCUGCCUGCAUGAUUUUGUUAAGGCGUAGUUAUCGUGAUGCUCGAAAUAAUGCUGUGAUUAAUUUUUUCUUUCGAAAAUUUGUUGAUGGUAAUGUACAACAAGUGAUGGAAGUUAGUGAUAAAUUAAAUAAGGUUGAAGAGCAGGAUAUUUCUUCUGAAGAUUAUAUGGCAGAUAUGACUACAAAAGAAAAUCUUAUAUCAAAAGAAAUAAACAACUUUGAUAGAACUCUGUCGCUGCAAAAUUCUUUCGCAACACAGCGAAAAAAAAAAGUAAAGGCUAGUCGAUUUCGGCCUAUUGUAUAUUCGGAGGGAGAACUGGAUAAGUCAGACUUUAUGCAGCCACCAUCAAGAGAUAAUCCACUUCCGUUCGAUCCAACUGCAGAUCCAUCAUUGUUACCUCCGACACACUCAUGGUGUAUUGCUCAUUAUGUGAAUCAUUUACCCGUAUUGCAGACACUUGUCGAAUUAGGCAUGGAUUUGUUUGAGGUAGAUUCAGUGACACAUAUCGGCCGUAAACUGGUGAAAUUAGAUUGGGAAAAUGUUAGACCAAAGCUUGUAUGGCUGAUUCAUCAAGUUGGUAUGCCUAUAAGCGAUGUUGGCUUAUAUUUAACACGAAAUCCGUAUUUCUUAUUGCAAGAUUUAGAAAACAUGAAAGUGCGUUUAAAUUACCUUUAUACAAAGCGGCUAACUAAAGCGAAAGUCCUUAAAAUUGUAAGAAACAAUAGAUUUUGGCUGAAUACCGAUGUUGAAACAACAGAUGCUCGCUUGGGAUGGAUUCAAAAAACGUUUGAUCUGACGGGGGAUGAAAUGCGUCAACUAAUAAUCACAGAAUCAAGAAUUAUUAUGUACGGUGUUGGACCGCUUGAAAGACUUGUUACUAUGUUAAAUGAAGAAAUGGAGUUUACAAAAGAACAAGUUAAGGCAAUUUUAUUGAAAGAUCCGAGAGUAUUCAUGAUGGAGCCAAAUGCUUUACAAACAACAUAUAAUUACCUUCGAUUCACUGUGCAUAUAUCAAAUAUGCAAAUUUGUGAAUGGCCAUUAUGCUUAAGAUUUACCAUUGGAGCAAUUCGUAGGCGACAUGAAUUUUUGGUGCUACUUCAUAAAGCUGAUUAUAACGAAGGUUCACCAAAUUAUGUACAUCUUCGCUCUUUGUUACAACCAUCUGAUCAAAAAUUUGCUGUUAACGUGGCACAUACAUAUUUGAAUGUAUAUAAUGCUUUUUUAAAAAGUUACUGA